Nilaparvata lugens (brown planthopper) is the source of this 2830-nucleotide messenger RNA. RefSeq names its product 25S rRNA (cytosine-C(5))-methyltransferase nop2. Bases 172 to 2814 code for a protein of 880 amino acids. Lineage: Eukaryota; Metazoa; Arthropoda; Insecta; Hemiptera; Delphacidae. Gene Ontology annotation, cellular component: nucleolus. The record is from RefSeq and is a predicted model, not a curated record. Gene Ontology annotation, biological process: rRNA base methylation; maturation of LSU-rRNA. Gene Ontology annotation, molecular function: rRNA (cytosine-C5-)-methyltransferase activity; RNA binding. The transcript has 12 exons.
GUUUAUUUCCUCUAAAUGGCGCAUGAGCAUUUCGACGGCCACAUGGUUAUGUUGAAUACGUGAAUUUCUGUCAUGUAAAAAACUUUAUUUAACAUAUUUACACCUUUUCAUUGUUAAUCUAGUAAUAUAAUUUAGUGUUUCUAAUUGGCUUGACUCAUUCCAAACUUUAACAUGGGUAGAAAAGCAAAAUUCACUGCAACUGAAGAAACCCGCAGAGGAAAGGGCAGGAAAGCCAAACGACAAAAAGAGCCUGAUAUUAGAAUUGUUGAAUCUGGUAAAGUAGAAAAACUUGGCAGAAGAGCAAAGCAGAGGGCAGCCAAACGGAAAGUUAAAGAAUUGGUGAAGCGUGAAAAGAAAGCCAUCAAACAAAAAUUGUCAAAGGAAAAGAAAGCGGAAGGUAAAUUAUUGCAAAAUGGCAACUUGUCUCCCGAUGAGAAAGAAACAACCCCUAAACGUCAGCAACUGUUUGAGGACAGUGAUGAAGAUGAAUUCUCUCAAGAUGAGGCAAGCGGUUCAUUGCAAGGCGAGGAAUCGUUUGAUGAGGAAGAUGAUGAGGUUGAUGAUGAUGAUGAUGAUGAAGGAGAAGAAGAUGUUGAUGAUUAUGAAGAUGAUGAUCAGUGCAAGGUUGGGACGUUAGAUGACCUGGCUGUCAAUGGAGACGAGUCGGAUGCUGAGGAAGAGGAAGAGGGAGAUGAUGAGAUGGAGAGCUACGAUGAGGAAGACGAGGAUGACGAUAGUGAAGACGAAGAGGAUGAACUGCCAGUGGAAAGACAAGCAAAACGGCUGAAGAAGGAACAGGAAUUAGAAGCAAAAUUAGCGAAGGAGGAGGAACAAAUGCAGAUAAACGUGGUCAGCAAAGACGUGUUUGUUUUUCCAUCUGAAACCGAGAUUGAACAGCCAACAGCAAUAGCCGACGUCGAACAGCGAAUCAGAGAUGUGCUCAUGGUACUCAUGAAUUUCAAACAGUACCGUGAUCCCGAAAAACCGCGCAAAGAAUACAUUUCUCUGCUGAAGAAAGACCUGUGCACCUACUUCAGCUACAACGAGUUCCUGGUAGAGCAGUUUGUGCAUCUGUUUCCCCUCACCGAGCUGAUGGACUUCCUGGAGGCCAGCGAGACCCAGCGACCCCUUACCAUCAGGACCAACACUCUCAAGACCAGGAAACGCGAUCUGGCUCAGGCGCUAAUCAGUAGAGGAGCGAAUGUUGAGUCGGUGGGCAAAUGGUCAACUGUUGGACUGGUUGUGUACGAGUCUCCUGUGCCUAUUGGUGCAACCCCUGAAUAUUUGGCGGGACACUAUCUUCUACAGGGUGCAUCUAGUAUGUUACCAGUAAUGGCAUUGGCUCCCCAAGAGAAUGAGAGGAUAUUAGAUAUGUGUGCUGCUCCUGGUGGAAAAGCAUCUCAUAUUGCUGCCGUCAUGAAGAAUACAGGAACUCUUUUCGCCAAUGAUUCGAAUAAAGAGAGAGCCAGGGCAAUCGUCGGCAAUUUCCAUAGACUGGGAGUUAUCAAUUCCGUUGUUUGCUCUUAUGAUGGAAGAAAGUUCUCAAAGGUUCUGAAGGGAUUCGACCGAGUGCUGUUGGACGCACCCUGCUCGGGUACAGGUGUGAUCUCGAAGGACCCCUCGGUGAAGACCAACAAGGACAAGCAGGAUAUCCAGCGCUGCUACAACCUGCAGAGGCAGUUGCUGCUCGAGGCCAUUGACUGUGUCAACGCCAAGUCACCCACUGGCGGCUACAUUGUGUACUCCACCUGUUCUGUGCUGCCGGAGGAGAAUGAGUGGGUCGUGGACUAUGCUCUGAAGAAUCGAGAUGUGAAACUGGUCGACACGGGACUAGAUUUUGGCAAUGAGGGAUUCUCAAGUUUCCGAAAUUUAAGGUUCCAUCCAUCCCUGAAACUGGCCAAACGCUACUAUCCACACACGCACAAUAUGGACGGAUUUUUCGUAGCAAAACUGAAAAAGUUCUCAAACAUCAUUCCAAACCAAACGAAAAAUCCAGAACAUGACGACAGCGAUUGGCUGCAGGAUAAGAAUAGUGAUGAAGAAGAUGAUGAUGAGGAGGAAGAGGAGGAGGAGGAGGAAGAUGAGGAACAGGUGACGACGAUUGAGGAGAAGCAAGUAAAGAAGGAGGGAAUGAAACAGAAGACUGGUAAAAAAGGAGUACAGGUGACAACACAAAAUGAGAAGAAGCAGAAGAGUCAAGUUGGGAAAUUUGAGAACAAAGGUUUGAAGAAGGGAAAAUUUGAGAAGAAAAGUAUGAAGGGACAAGAUGAAAACAAGAGUGGAAAGAAGGGAAAAGUUGAAAACAAAAGUUUGAAGGGAGUUGAAAACAAAAGUUUGAAGGGUAAAGUUGAAAACAAAAGUUUGAAGGGAGUUGAAAACAAAAGUUUGAAGGGUAAAGUAGAAAAUAAGGGUUUGAAGGGUGUUGAAAACAAAAGUUUGAAGGCAGUUGAAAACAAGAAAUUCAAGAAAGGAAAAGUUGAAAACAACGAUGAGAAGAAGGCAAAAAUAGAAAAUGUUGAAAACAAAAGUUUGAAGAAAAAGAAAAUCAAACUUAAACAUAAAAACGUGAAUGGAACAGUUGAUGCAAAGAACGAUGAGAAACAGAAAAGUGGAAGUGUUGAAAGAGAUGGAAACAUUAAAGCUAAGAAAAGUGCGUUGAAACGUAAAAGUAGCAGUUUAGUAGAAAAUGUAGUUGUUAAAGAUCAGAGUAAACUGGAAAAUGGUAUUAAAGGUGUCAAGAAGCAAUCUAAAAACGCUAAGAGAAAACGAAAGCAGAAGAAUUUGAAAAGGUUGAAUAGCAAAAAUGACCAAUAAAGUUGGUUUUGUUGUA